This is a messenger RNA of Closterium sp. NIES-67, 1360 nucleotides long. NCBI's taxonomy places the organism in Eukaryota, Viridiplantae, Streptophyta, Zygnematophyceae, Desmidiales, Closteriaceae. The record is from the annotation of a GenBank genome assembly.
CCUAUUCCCUGAUCGUACUUUUCAUAUCUUUUUCUAAUCCCUCGAUCCUAUCUUCAAUUACCAUUCCUGUUCUUCAUGGUCGCUGCGCUUCAUACGCGACCUAAGGCGUUGUCAGCUCGGCGUCACGCCGCCUGUCGGUGGUUCGUGGGGAAAUCUCGAGUAGAUUGAUGUCCCAGCAACCGGGUAGGACCGAUAGACCGGAUCAGGCGAGCCGGAAAGGGAGAGGCGGCGGGACGAGCGGUCCUCGCCAGCAGGGGGGUCCGUCCGGAGGAAAGGGGCCCAGCCCCGUAGGUAGCGGUCAGAGCUCAGCUGCCGGCUCAGCUGCCGGUCCGACAGCCGGACGCGGUCAACCGCAAGGAGUCGGACGAGGGUAUGUGAUCCGAUGUUUAGCGCAGUGUAGUGUAGCUUAGCUCUAGGCUGAUCGUAGGUAGUGGCACAUCGUGAGCAGUGCCUUAAUCGUAAAUAGUAGCUUAUUGCAGAUAGUAGCAGAUCAUAGGUAGUAGGGUAUCGUAAAGCGUAGCCGAUUGUAGAUAGUAGGUUAUUGCAGGUUAUCACGGCUUAGCUAGCAGCUGCUUGUUCGUGGAGCUUUCCGGUCGAACCCCGAAUGGCCCCGCUACAGUCACACCUAGCGCCGGCGGAGGCGGCAUCGGUCGGGGAAGCGGGCAGGGGGUGGCGGGAGUGGCAGCGCAGUGGGACAGGCGGAGCAGCAGUUCGGCCUGGGGCUCCGGGCGGAGCUGGGGGGGGUGUAGGCGCGCCUGCGCCAGUAGCAGGGGCAGCGGGCGCACCUGGCGCAGGCCCCCCCGCUGCGCCUGCGCCGAGAAUAUCGUUUGCGGCUGCAGCUUCUGGGGGGAUGUCAUACGCGCAAAGAGCCGCACAGGCGUUGAAUCGCGCGGCUGCACCACCUUCCCAGGCGCAACAGGCGCAGGCGCAGGCGCAGGCGCAACAGGCGCGGGUGGGCGGAAGCGGGGCGCAGCAAGCGGCAGGUCAAGCAGGGAAGCCGCGCCACAGGGGAGGCGGACGGUAGAAGCACCGCCCCUGCAACAACCAUUGUGUCGACUGCAAUCCCUACAGUUACAACAACUGCCGCCAAGCUUGCAGCUCCUCCCGCCACAACUGCGUCAGCUCCUGCUGCUGCGGCUGCGGCGGCGGCGGCCGUUGCAGCAGCAACUGCUGCUGUGUCUGCGCCGGCGUUUCUGCCCCUUCUCAGUCCUUCGCAGCGGCGGCUGCUGCUGGUGCCGCGGCUGCUUCCUCCAAGGUACCUACUACAGCUCGGCAGCAGCACCGGCUGGGUCCCUUACAGGGUUCUUGUCAGCUGCACGCGCGGGGCUAGGGGAGGGCGCAGGCACAGGCGCAGCUGGUG